AAAUUUUUCUUUAUUAAGACUAUCGAUUCACGUUGACAUUUUUGACGAAAAUGGAGCAACCAACGUCGCCGGGAACAAAGUCGGUGAAUCUCCGAGAAUGCAUGGAAUCACUUGUACGUUUUACGCUGAGCUCUCAUUUAGACGUAUCUGUUCCAAGUUUCGAUCUUGACCUGACCAGAGAUUUUUGCCUUCAUCUCCUUGAGGAAGAAACAGAUUCAACUGAAAAACCUGCGGUGUAUAAGCUUCUAGCAAGGGCUCUCUCUGAAUGUCUAGCUUCCGAGGGUGAUAAAAAUCCUAACUUGGAAAAAUACAGCAAAUUGUUUCAUGGCUUGGGACAUGACUUAAUAAAUAUGUUGAAGAAGGUAAACUUUGAGCUUCAUGUCCAAGAGCCUUACUUCACACAAUUGAAAGAUGGUCAGAAAACUGUUGAAGGAAGAUGUGCAGUGGGAGAUUACAUGAGGAUCAGUUCAGGAGCUUUUAUUUUAUUCAAUAAAUGCUUGCUGCUUGAAGUUCAGGACGUUCACCAUUAUACCUCAUUUUCAGAAAUGCUGAGAGUGGAGGGUCUUGCCAAAGUUCUUCCUGGAGUUGAAAGUAUAGAAGAAGGUGUUCAAGUUUAUCGAAACUUUUACCCUGAAGAGAAGGAAAGAAUGAACGGUGUUGUAGCAAUUCAUGUUGCAAAACCAGCUAAUCAGCCUUAUGCAGCUUUGGCAGGAGUAUUGUCUGAACUGAAGUCCACUGGGAUCAAAAGCCUGUUGGAUGACUAUACAGCCUGAGUUACCUCGUUGCUGCAUCUAAAAACUUUUUGAGCGCAAAGAAACUACACAAUUCCAA
Messenger RNA from Arabidopsis arenosa, 831 nucleotides. The record is from the annotation of a GenBank genome assembly. NCBI's taxonomy places the organism in Eukaryota, Viridiplantae, Streptophyta, Magnoliopsida, Brassicales, Brassicaceae.